Molecule: messenger RNA, 1694 nt
Organism: Cladocopium goreaui
Lineage: Eukaryota; Dinophyceae; Suessiales; Symbiodiniaceae
Source: the annotation of a GenBank genome assembly
ACUAAACCAACACAAACCAUUAGCAAAUGCAGAAGGGAAUUCGGCUGAAAUUCAGCAAUGAGCCACGAGGCUGACGAAGAAGUAAAGCCUGGUGACUCUGCGUCAGCCACUGGGGAUGUAGAUGAAAAGGAUGAAAGAGCUGAAAGGCCAGAGAAUCCUGAGAAUCCUGAAAAGGAAAAAGAGGAUGGAGGUUCAAGUGCCACUGGCAGCGUCGUGCAUAAGCCCAAGCGAAGAGAAGCGUGGACUGGUGAGGCAUGGUCCAUUGACGAUGGCCUCGUUCUCAACAUGCCUCUCUUCAAGGGCUGCAGCAUCGAGUUCAAACGACUCUUGCUGCGAGCCAUCCGCGAAUGGGAAUAUCACGAUGCUGGAAAGGAGACGUGGUAUGACCCGGACUACGAUGAGAUCUGCACUCUGGAGAAGUUGCCCAAAGAUCGGCUGCCUCCAUUGCACAAGCCCUUCAUUGGCAUGAAACUCGAACCUGGAGAGUACAUUUGCCGCGGAGGUGAUUACGAUGACAAGCUUGUUGUCAUCAUUCGUGGCACUGUUGAGAAACUCGUAGGAGAUGCCCCGCAGGGUGGGCUUUGCAUCGUGCGAACACUGAAGCGUGGCGAUUGCGAGGGCAUCACGGAGUUUCUGGGUGUGGGCUCGGAGCAACGCACCUGCGCGCUGCGGGCUGGCCCCGAGGGCGCCCGGGUGCGCUUCGUGCAGCGUCAGGCCUUGACUGAACUGUUGCAAGAGACGGUCAUUGACGAGAACGCGGAACAACCUGAGGAUCCGGAUGACCCUCCUGUCACGAGACUGAAGUGGACCUUUGAGGUUUCCUACUUCAAUGAGCUCUCCUUGGAUCGAAUCGAUUCCUUGAAUCACAAGGAAGCCAGGAACCUCUUGGUGUGGAAUCCGGGACCUGCUGACGGCCCAGACACGCCAUUGGAUUUCCUUCAGCUCCCAGGGCAGUCCAUUUUCAUGGUCGACAACGCCCUGGGAACCUCUGUUUCUGGCCCGCUGCCAGAAGGCAUAGAAGAACGGUACUACUUUGACCAGCAGACCAUUCUUCGGCCCGGACCACAAGGCGAUUGCGCCAUCCUCAUCCUUCGAGGGCAGGUACAGGCUCUUGUCCCGGAUGGUUGCGCAGGCAACUGCUUAUUCCGUGGCUGGCAAGCAGACGAGGAAGAUGAAGGGAGGUCCUGGCUAGGCGAUGGACGGGAUGGCAGCACCGGCAAUCAGUCGGAUUCGCCCUUGGCGAAGCUGGCCCCAAAGGUUCAGCAGGAAGAAGUUGAUGAGGACAAGGAGAAGGUCAGAAAGUACCUGAUGGAGCAGCCAGAUCGGACGGCUGAACAGGAGGUUGCGAUGGUCGCUUUGGUGCUUCCUCAAAACAUCAAGAAAGCCAUGGCUCAUUUGAGGAAGGCUGCUGAGGACGGUGAGCUCGACCUCAGCAAUAUGAAGACCACAGACUGGCGCUGGCUUUGGGGAGAUCAUCAAGUCCUGGUGGUGUUCGAUGUCCUCGAGAGAGCUAAGCUGCUGAGUCCUUUCGGACUGCAGCUGGCUGAACAGGUGCGACUCUUCCUGAAUCCACCUGAAGAAGAGCCACCGCCAGAGCCACAAGCAGUGCUGGGGCCUGGCAUGCAGCUUGGGCGCUUGGCGCUGUUGGGCGUGCCCAUCGUGCUGUCUGGUGUGGUUAGAGCCAAAGGACCCGU